AUGGGAGUUGGCGGAGUCGUCUUACGCUUUUUCAGCCUCGCUAUUCGAGUGCUGCAGUUCCUCGCUUCGGCUGUCAUUCUCGGCAUCUUCUCAUAUUACCUCGCCGUCCUAUCCCGCCAUAAUCUGGACAUCCCCACCUGGAUCAAGGCCGUCGAGGGUCUAUCCGGUGCUGGUGCUCUAUACGGUAUUCUAGGCACAAUCUUCGUCUGCUGCCUGGGCGGAGUCGCCUUCUUCGCUUUCCUCGGUGUCGUUCUCGAUGUCUGCUUCGUGGGUGCCAUGAUCGCGAUCGCCAUUUUGACUCGCGACGGUACCCAGAAGUGCUCAGGCAACGUCAAGACCCCGCUAGGCAACGGCAAUGCCGAUAACAACAGCAAAACUUCUGCUGGCACUAGCUUCCACAUGGCUUGCGAGCUGGAGAAGGUCGCCUUUGCAGUUUCGAUCAUUGGAAUCUUCUUCUUCCUCAUCUCCAUCCUCUUCCAGGUCCUCCUGGCCCGCCACCACAAGCGCGAGAAGCGCUUCGGCCCUUCCCCUGCUAACAACUACACCUACGGCACCAGCCGCAAGUGGUGGAGCCGCAAGAAGAACAACACCGAAGCCAGUGGUGGCCUGGACGCUCUGCCCACUCACCCCACCCCAGCUGACGUCGAGAUGGGCGAGAAGCAGCCCGAGAAGAACUGGUUCGGCUCGUGGGGCAAGAAGAAGCAAGCCACCACCGGUACCCCUGCAACGGGUGCCCAGAAUGGCUAUGGCUAUGGUGGCUCUGCCUACACCGGUAACAUCUAA
Penicillium cataractarum is the source of this 783-nucleotide messenger RNA. RefSeq lists its product as uncharacterized. NCBI's taxonomy places the organism in Eukaryota, Fungi, Ascomycota, Eurotiomycetes, Eurotiales, Aspergillaceae. The record is from RefSeq and is a predicted model, not a curated record. The transcript is spliced from 2 exons. Bases 1 to 783 code for a protein of 260 amino acids.